GCAGAUCGAGGGAUUAGAGAGCUGAUUGGCUAGAGAAAUGAUUGUUUGAAGUUUUAAACCAUUAGCUCCAUCAGUACAAGCUGCCGCGUAGACCACGCUAGCUCACUCAACACAGCCAUGUGACAGCUAGAUCUAGUCUUACCAGGUCAGACAGCUCCCCAGCCAAUCGUGAGCCGCCAGGUACCCAAGGUUCACCGGCCUGCCUGGAAGAUCUCGACUGGUGCCGGUAACAAACGAGCGCGGACACCUGGCGCCCUCCGGUUGGCCGGAACCUACUCCCUCCUCGCUUAUAAAAGAGCCCAGGCAACGGCCGCUCUUGCUCAUCGGCUGAUCGCGCUCCAGCCUUCGCGACUCCCGAAUCGCCUGCGCUUCUGCUCUCGAAAUCUUCCGGUAGAUUCUCGCGGCUCCCUCUUCCGUUAAUUCUCGCAGCUGCUGCUCCGCUCCGCGCGAGGAUCCAUGGCUACGACGAUAGAUUGGCACGGCCGCAGCGCCGCGCUUCCCGCGGCGCUGUACGAGAUGGCGGACACCAAGGAGCUCGUGCGCGCGCUCGCCGCCCCGCCCGUGCAGCAUCAGCAGCCUCCGACCAUCUCGUUCGCGUACCCGUGCUCCGGCGGCGUGGAGCAGCAGCGCGCGACGAGCUCGCUCCUCGGCGCCGGCGCCGGCGGCCUGACCCCCGCGCAGGUGCUCCAGGUGCAGUCGCAGUUCCAGUUCCUGCGCCGGCCGGCCGCGGUCGCCACGCAGCCGAUGAAGCGGCAGGCGCCGGCGCCGCUCCCCGCGCGGCCGGUCUCCAAGCUCUACCGCGGCGUCCGGCAGCGGCAUUGGGGGAAGUGGGUGGCGGAGAUCCGCCUGCCGCGCAACCGCACCCGCCUCUGGCUCGGCACCUUCGACACCGCCGAGGAGGCCGCGCUCGCCUACGACAGCGCCGCGUUCCGCCUCCGUGGGGACUCCGCCAGGCUCAACUUCCCCGACCUCAGGCGCGGCGGCGCGCACCUCGGACCGCCGCUCCACGCCGCGGUCGACGCCAAGCUCCACGCCAUCUGCAACGGCACGGACGUUGCGCCGCAGAACCAGAGCCAGAGCCAGAGCAACACCACUGUGGCAACGGCGGCAACGGCUCCGAGUACAUUCUCCUCAGCGAGCCCGGACGUCAAGAGCGAGCCGGGCUGCUCCGGGUCCGAGAGCUCGUCGUCCGCGGACGGCGACGUGUCCUCGACCGGCUCCUCCGACGUGGUUCCGGAGAUGCAGCUCCUCGACUUUUCAGAAGCGCCAUGGGACGAAUCCGAGAGCUUCCACCUGCGCAAGUACCCCUCGCUGGAGAUCGACUGGGACUCCAUCCUUUCAUAAUGCAAAGGCUCUGCUCGUCUCGUCCCCGCAGUUCCUGAUCAAGCUGUUCUUGGCUGAUCUGUACUUCACAGCUCCGAAGAUUAAAGUGGUGUCUUGAUGGUUAGGUACUUGUCAGUUUAGGUUUUGGGUUUGAUCAUGUCUAGCAUCAACCCCUGGUCUGCUUGCUUUUUUAAAUGGCACUGCCAGGAAGGAGGUCUCCAGCACUUUGGAUUAUGGAAAUUACUAUUCUGCAUGCAAAGGUCUCAUGUAUAUACAUUUGAAAUCCAAACGGUAGUUGCAAUAAUCCAAUAAUACCAGUUUGUGACACUGGUAUGGUUGUUUUUUU
Molecule: messenger RNA, 1669 nt
Organism: Panicum hallii
Lineage: Eukaryota; Viridiplantae; Streptophyta; Magnoliopsida; Poales; Poaceae
Product: ethylene-responsive transcription factor RAP2-13-like
Exons: 1
Coding region: 457-1344 (295 amino acids)
Biological process (GO): regulation of DNA-templated transcription
Molecular function (GO): DNA binding; DNA-binding transcription factor activity
Source: RefSeq, a predicted model, not a curated record